Messenger RNA from Cadophora gregata, 2775 nucleotides. RefSeq lists its product as uncharacterized. Gene Ontology annotation, molecular function: 3'-tRNA processing endoribonuclease activity. NCBI's taxonomy places the organism in Eukaryota, Fungi, Ascomycota, Leotiomycetes, Helotiales, Ploettnerulaceae. Gene Ontology annotation, biological process: mitochondrial tRNA 3'-end processing. The record is from RefSeq and is a predicted model, not a curated record. The coding region runs from base 1 to 2775 and encodes 924 amino acids. The transcript has a single exon. Gene Ontology annotation, cellular component: mitochondrion.
AUGAUUACCAGACUCUUGCCUGCAAAGAGGUCCUUCUCCCCAUCGUCAUAUAACGGACUUCGAUCAUUCGCACACCAGAUCCUUGGAUCCAGAAGCGCCAAACGUCAUUGGACGCCUCGAAAACUUCCCAGUCUCGAUCGAGUGUUUCCAGGGCCGGAACUGGGGGCAUACAAGCAAUACGAAGAUUCAGACUACUACUUACUCUUUGACGAGAAGAAGGAGAACGGUGCCAGCAGGUUCACCAGGAUCUGGAAGCCGUACAUCAAGAAGGGUCGGGGUGACUUCAACAAGAUGAAGUCUUGGGUGCAGUUUCUGAGCACACCGACGGCAGACACACCUGGAACGACGCUGCUUCUACAUUUCGACAGUAAAAGAUAUCUGAUUGGAGAUGUGGCAGAAGGAACACAGCGUGCGGCGAUACAACGGAAACUGGGCUUGUCAAAGGUCGCAGACAUCUUCCUGACUGGUACGAUCGGAUGGGCGAAUACUGGAGGCAUACUGGGAAUGAUCCUGACACUGGCGGAUAUUGCAACUGUUUCCUGGGAAGAGAAGAAAAAAGUCGCUGAGCAGACCAGGUUAAAAAAGGGCUUGGAGCGGCCUGAACAUGUCGAUAAGCAGUUCCUGAAUAUCCAUGGCGGCAAAAAUCUUACACAUUUGCUUGCAACCGCGAGGCGAUUUGUCUUCCGAAAGGGCAUGCCGUUGUACACAAAUGAAUUCCGAGCAAAGUCGGAUGCAAUAAACCUCAUUGAGCCAACAUUCAAGGACGAUCAGAUCAAGUUGUGGGCUGUGGUCCUUGAGUCCGAGAAGAAUAUCACGCGGCCGCGGAAACGAAGCCAUGAGGAGUUCUCUGAAGAGGAAGUUUCCACCUCACUGGAUGGCAAGCAAGAAACGCCAGAGGAGCGAGAGGAUCGAUAUGACCAGAUGAGGCAAUCUGUCGUCUCUGCCAUGUUCCAAUCAGAAUGGCGUCUGGAUGCUCUGGUCAAAAAGAAGCUCUCUGAGGUUCAAAGACCUGCUGCCAUCUUUUUCAGAAAUGACAAAGGCGAAAUCCAAAAAUACCAUGGUCCGACGAUAGAUGAAGACCCUAGUGUGCCGAACAUUGACGUACUUGUACGCAAUCCUUGGCCAGGAGCACUGAUUGAGACACUUCCACCAACAACACCAUCAGCAACAUCCGUUUGCUACUUCAUUAAGAACCAUCCACAACGAGGGAAGUUCAACCCGAAGGUGGCCAAGGAGCUCGGUGUCACUCCAGGAUCGGACUUCAGCAAGUUGACACGAGGCGAAAAUGUCACUACAGCCGCCGGCAAUGUUGUAACACCGGAUAUGGUCAUGGCAAAGAGUACAGAAGGCGGUGGAUUUGCUGUCAUUGAAUUACCGGAUAGUUCAUUCGUUGGGCCAUUGAUUAGUCGUCCGGAGUGGGCCUCAGGACAUGUCAUGCCGGGUAUUGGCGCAGUAAUAUGGAUCCUGGGACCUGGCGUGGUUCAGGAUUCGAGACUUCAAGCAUUUAUGCGAGAGCAUAGCAAGCUGAAGCACAUCGUGUCUUCAAAAGAUGCCUGCGCAAACUAUCUUGCCUUGGAGUCCCCAGCUGCAGCUGCCAUCCGUCUUCAUCUUGUUGAUGCUGAGCGUUUCCCAAUUCCAAAAUUCUGCAACGAUCCUCCUCUGGCGCCAGUUGAGAAUCUCCCCUACGUCAAGGCGAGGUUGGGCCAAACCAUACAAAUAGAGCCGAAGGUAGAUAUCCAAGAUACAUCCGUUGUUCAGUAUCUCGAUACUGCUACUGUUAUUAAGGAAGAAUCUGCCGACGUCAGAGAAUUUGCUCAGAUGGCUCGCAAGGAGGUGACCGACGCGGCAUUCUUAGCCCGUCUGGAAGAAACUCAGGAGGAUAUUCCUUGCAAAGAUGCAGAGGUCGUUACUCUCGGUACAGGAUCAGCUCUACCAUCUAAGUAUAGAAACGUCUCUGCUACUUUACUCCGUGUUCCUGGCUAUGGUAGCUACCUGUUUGACUGUGGUGAGAACACAUUCGGACAGCUGAGCCGAGUCUUUGGUGACGAAACACCAGAAAUUUUGCGCGAGUUGAAGGCCAUUUGGAUCAGCCACUUGCAUGCAGAUCAUCACCUUGGUACAGUCAGAAUCAUUAAGGAAUGGGCUUUGGAAACCGCAACAAACGACCAGACGAAGAACAACUCUUUGGUCGUGGCAUCUCAUGAUGGAAUGACCAAUUUCCUCAAAGAGUACUCUGAAGUCGAAGACUUUGGUUACGACAGAGUUCAACCGAUCGUCAUGGAGAAAAAGAAUGGUGGCUACUAUCACAAGUUUUCUGAUGAGCAAACCCAAAGAGUUGGUCUUACUUCAAUCCAAGCCUGUGGGGUUGAGCAUUGUCACGGUGCGUUAGCUGUUGCAUUCAACUUCCCCAAUGGCUUCAAAGUAGCCUAUUCUGGAGACUGCAGGCCUUCAGAGCGCUUUGUGGAAAUUGGCCGGGACGCUACUCUACUCAUCCAUGAAGCUACGUUUGACGACGAGCUCAGAUCCGAUGCUAUCGCCAAGAAGCACUCCACUACUUCAGAAGCCUUGGGUGUCGGAGAGAGAAUGAACGCCAGACGGAUUCUCCUAACGCACUUCUCACAAAGAUAUCAGAAGAUCCCAGUAAUGAAGACUGAGGGCAAGGACCAAGUCGCUAUCGUUGCGUUUGAUUACAUGCGUUGCAAGAUCGAAGACUUUGCGAAAUUCGAGGCGUUCAAGCCGGCGCUGGUAAAGCUCUAUGAGGACAAAACUGAAUAG